Linum trigynum is the source of this 3572-nucleotide messenger RNA. NCBI's taxonomy places the organism in Eukaryota, Viridiplantae, Streptophyta, Magnoliopsida, Malpighiales, Linaceae. The record is from the annotation of a GenBank genome assembly.
UACGAUAUAGCUGACAAGGGGGAACUAGAUAUAGGGAGAUGCAAUGUGGUGCAGGAUUGCUUGGUCACGUGAGUAGAGAUAAUGAAUGAGUGAAGAAAGGUCAAACAAUGAGGUCUGAGGUAAAAUUUAAUUACGAAUAAAGUAGUACACUAGACACGUCGGGCUCAUGUCCAAUAAUGCUAGCUAGUUUAUUAUGUAACUAAUAGUUAACAAUAAAUAAAUUAUUAUAAAUAAUACAUCAUUAGCCAUGUGGGUCGGGGUGGCAGAUGUUGACUUCUCCACCAACCAUCUCGUAUAUAUAAUAUAUAUACACCCCACGUCGAGAAAGUAUAAUUUAAGUAGGGAAGUAAAACCCGGAUCCGGAUGGAAGUAAACAUCUUUUUGCAGCCCUAAGUGUUGUGGCGUACUGCAACACUUAAUAGUGAUAACCCCAUGGAAGUCAAGAUCUGCCUGCGUGCUCAAUAAUAUAGCCUAGCUAGCUAGUUGAUUACUAUUAUUAUAUUGUUUUUGGCGGUCACUAUAUAUAUAGCAGGUGAAACAUGACCUUAAUUAUCUGCUCAAUCAAACACAAAACCAAACGAGCCAACAGUCGAUCUCACCAAUCCAACCCCAUAAAACAUCAAAAUGGUAGCCGCCGCCCAGGAUCUGUUCGCCGAGCGAAAAGCGUUCGACGAAACGAAAGCCGGCGUUAAAGGGCUGGUCGAUUCGGGCAUCACCGAGCUCCCACGCAUCUUCCAUUUCCCCUCGCACCUACUCGACAAGAGGCCUACGGCUUCCGCCACUGAUCCCGACUUUGUCUUCCCGAUCAUUGACAUGGAAGGGGCAGCGCUUGAUCCUGAGAAGCGGAGCAGGGUCGUGGCCCAGAUCCUGGAGGCUUCAGGAAACUGGGGGUUCUUCCAGGUGGUCAACCACGGAGUCCCCCAGAGAGUGCUGGAGGAGAUGAAAGCCGGAGUCCACAGGUUUUACGAGCUGGACAUCGAGGUGAAGAAGCACUUCUUCACCCGAGACCCGACCAAAAAAGUCGUCUACAACAGCAACUUCGACUUGUACGAUGUGCCCGCCGCAAGUUGGCGGGACUCCAUCGUCUAUCAUAUGGCCCCCGAUCCCCCCAGCGAGGAUGAGCUCCCCGCUUGCUCCAAGGAUAUCCUGAUUGAGUACUCGAGGGAGUUGCAGAAGUUCGGGGAUCUGCUCUUCCAGCUCUUGUCCGAGGCUCUCGGCUUGGGCCCCGACCACCUCAAGGAAAUGGGUUGUGCUGAUGGACUGCUAGUCGGCUGUCAUUUGUAUCCACCCUGUCCCCAGCCAGAGCUCACCAUGGGAGUGGACAUUCAUUCCGACAUCGACUUUGCUGCGGUGCUCCUGCAGGAUGACAUCGGAGGGUUUCAGGUCCUUCAUCGGGACCACUGGGUCGAUGUGCCUUCCUUGCCCGGAGGUCUCAUUAUCAACAUCGGAGAUAUGUUUCAGCUGAUAUCCAAUGACAAAUUCACAAGCGCCAAGCACAGAGUGUUGGCCCAAAAUGUCGGCUACAGAGUGUCGGUGCCAUCCUUCUUCAGCUCUGGCUUUGCCCCCAAUCCGAGACUGUACGGGCCCAUCAAGGAGUUGUUAUCGGACACCAAUCCUCCCAAGUACCGAGAGACCACCAUCCAAGACUACCGCGCCAAUUUCUACGCCAAAGGCCUUGAUGGCAUCUCCAGGUUGCUCGAGUAUAAGCUCUGACCACCUCACAAGUUAGCACACAAUGGGCACUCGGCCGCCUGCUACAUGUUGCCCAGAUUCCGAGGUCGAUAGUGCAAUCUCAUCCAUCUCUGCUACAACGUAACUAUUAUUAUCAUGAUGAUAAUAAUAAUGGUUUCAUGAAUUUGAGUUUAAUUUAAUCUCCACCGUCGGUAGUUUGUUUUCGUCUUCACCUUGUUGCCUUCAUUUUUAUUUUAUGCUACUCUGUGUACCCACCGCUGCCCAAAAAAAAAAAAGUUUUAUUAUAUAAGGUCUUAGCUUGUUGGACCACUUUUGUGCCGUAAGUAUUGUAUUUUUAUUUCCUUUCUUUCUCAUACAUAUAUACUGAAAGUGAGUUUUAUCCAUUUUUAUAGCGAUCCGUCCGUCUACUCGGGCGAUCGGUAACAUAUGCCUACCUAUGCUCCCAACUCUGGCCGGUAGGAUGAGUAUAUAUGGUGCAAGGACUGCAUAGUUAGAAACAGAAUUCUCAUUAUCAUGAUGCAAACAAAUCAAUUAAUUAAAAGGAUAAGUUUGGAUGCACGGUUUCUUACCAACUUUUCUCCCCAUAGCCACUGUUCACCCAAUCAACGGUCGCACGUCGAAAAAAACCCACAGAUCAGUGGUCGCCUGAGCCCAGUUUUCGUUGCUUCCAGUUCACCUACACAACUGGGAAGUCCUCUUUGCAAUCGGAAAAUUGGUCUGAAGAACGGCUAAAUUGGAUUAUCACACAGAGAAAAUGGAGAGGGGCAAAUUUUCGCACAUCGCCAUAGAUUUGGAUAUGACAAAUCCUAUUCCGACUCGCGUCCGGCUAGAUGGAAUUUUGCAGCAAGUUCUAUGUGAGAACCUCCCAAUCACUUGUUACUCUUAUUGAAUCACCAAGAAUAGUAGGAGUUGUUUUCACUCUUUAAUUUUCUCUCCUUCAAUUUAAGUUAGAUCUUUAAAGUGGUUAGAUGCAUUACUGUAUAAACAUUAUAUAGAUAAUUUCUUAAAUCUAGUUUGACUCUUUAUCUCAUUUAGGGCCAUCCAAUGGAUCGUGUAGGCCCUGCUUCAAAAUUUGAAAUGUGGUACAAAUUGACUCUUUUUAUCUAACAAGGUUAAAAUGAUUACAUCAUUAUUAUGUGAAAUCUAAUAUCUUUCUAACAUUGUUUAAACUAAUAUUAUCUAUUAUCUCUCUAAUUUUUGUAUUCUAUAUGAGAUAAUUUUCAAUUGUUAUCCUAGUUAUUCAAUUAAGAUUUUUGUAAUUAUUAUUUUUUAAUACAAACAGGAUUCGCAAAACACAAGAAAUACUAUAACAAUCAAUAUACUUAUCUAUCGUACAUAUAAAUGAGAAUAUCAACCAAUGAGCAACAUUAAUAUACUUAUCCAGCGUCCAAACAUCCUUCUCUGUUUGAGCCCAUGCGAUUGUAUUCUUCUUCUCCUCCUUUAGGUCCCUUGACUAUCCGUAUUCGUCUCGAGUGGUUUAUAACGCUGAAAAGUACAAAACAACACCAUAAAUGCAUCAAAUAGUAGAGAAACACACUCAAGGUCUAUCAUAAGCUCAUUAUUCAAAUAGUUAUUAAUUUCAUAUGAAAUAUAGUCAAAAUCACUAAACAUGCAUUGAUAGAAGAGUAAAAUGUAACAAAUAUGAGAUUGGUAAACACUAUAAAUGAAGUGCGAUGAUGGAGUGUGGUGUUGGGAUCCGCUUGGGAAAAUAAAAAUGAUUAAAUUAGUGUAAGUACUUGGUUAAUAUGGCCGGUAGGAUGAGUAUAUAUGGUGCAAGGACCGCAUAGUUAGGAAACAGAAUUCUCAUUAUCAUGAUGCAAACAAAUCAAUUAAUUAAAAGGAUAAGUUUUUUUUUAGGGAAUUAAAAGGAUAAGUUUUGA